UAUAUAACACCAUAGCCUCACCACCUUUCCCCAGCUCACAUUGUGUGUGUGGUUAUUACAAACACAAAUUUUCUUCUUCCCUUGAGAGAGAACUUUAUAGUAUGGAGUUUAUAGAUAUUCUUAUCCUCUUCAUCGCUCUACUGUUCUUCCGUUUGUGGUGGCGUCGUUGGUCCGUCACCGGCGGAGGACCGAAGAAUCUCCCACCAGGACCGCCAGGAUGGCCAAUAGUCGGAAACCUCAUCCAAGUCAUCCUCCAACGUCGUCACUUCAUCUUCGUCGUUCGAGACUUGCGUAAAAAAUACGGCCCAAUCUUCACCAUGCAAAUGGGCCAACGCACUCUCAUUAUUGUCACCAGCCCCGACCUCAUCCACGAGGCCCUGGUCCAGAGAGGCGCGGAGUUUGCCAGCCGCCCCGCCGACUCUCCCAUCAGACUCAUAUUCAGCGUCGGAAAGUGUGCCAUCAACUCGGCCGAGUACGGUGCGCUAUGGCGCGCGUUGAGGCGUAACUUCGUCACUGAACUCAUAAACCCUACGAGGAUAAAGCAGUGCAGCUGGAUACGACACUGGGCUCUGGAGUACCACAUGAAGAGGAUACUUAAAGAGGCAUCGGAAGUUGGCUACGUUGAAGUAAUGAGUAACUGCAGGCUCACUAUAUGUAGUGUUUUGAUAUGUCUUUGCUUUGGUGCAAAGAUCCCGGAAGACCGAAUUAAACACAUCGAAAGUGUACUUAAAGAUGUUAUGUUGAUAACUUUGCCGAAACUCCCCGAUUUCUUGCCCCUACUCACUCCGCUUUUUCGUGGAAGUGUACGAGAAGCUAAAGAGUUGAGGAAGAAACAACUGGAGUGUUUGGUUCCACUUUUGAGGAACCGAAAGGCUUUCCUCCAAAGUGGUGGUAAGGUUAACGACGAGAUGGUCAGUCCUGCCGGGGCGGCUUACAUUGACUCGCUCUUCCAGCUUGAAGCUCCCGGCCGUGGACGGCUCUCUGAAGAAGAGCUGAUCACGCUAGUCUCUGAGAUCAUCAACGCCGGGACCGAUACGAGCGCCACUGCCGUGGAGUGGGCGCUAUUCCACUUGGUCACCAACCAAGAGAUUCAAGAGAAACUCUACAAGGAAAUAGUGAAGACGGUCGGCAAAAACGGCGUCGUUACAGAAAGCGACGUGGAGAAGAUGACUUAUCUCGGGGCAGUGAUUAAAGAGACAUUUAGAAGACACCCGCCGAGCCAUUUCCUGCUGUCCCACGCGGCGGUCAAGGACACGGAGCUUGGAGGGUACAACAUACCCGCGGACGCCAGCGUCGAGUUUUACACGGCUUGGUUGACGGAGAAUCCGGAUAUGUGGAAGGACCCGUUUGAGUUCCGACCGGAGAGGUUUUUGGAAGGUGGGGAUGGUGAGGACGUGGAUUGGACAGGAACCAAAGGUGUGAGGAUGGUGCCGUUUGGUGCGGGAAGGAGGAUCUGUCCAGCAUGGACUUUGGGUACACUGCAUGUGAACUUACUUUUGGCCAAAAUGGUUCAGGCUUUCCAGUGGUUACCGGUCCCAAACUCUCCACCAGAUCCAACUGAGACUUUUGCUUUCACCGUUGUGAUGAAGAAUCCUCUCAAGGCUGUUAUUUUGCCCAGGUCGUCGAACUAGUUGAUGAAUGAUGAUCAUUAAAUUAAUUAAUUGUGGUUUUGGUCAAAACUUUAAGGAAUAUGUAUGUUGGCUGCUAUAUAUAGCCCCAUCUAUUACUGUUAUUGAUUAUUAUUUAAAAUAUAGACCUAUAAUGAAUUUUAUGAAGUGAUGGUAUUCGUACAUGAAGUUAUGAAAUGGUACUAGUGUUACUUAAUUGGUUGUUGUUAAUUAUUAUGUGUGCAUGGUUGGUUCAUAUAUAGAAGCAUUAUUAUUGUUUUGGAGACUAGCUAGCUAGAGAGUAGUAGUUAUAUAUGUGGGAUAGGGUUUCCUUUAAUGCGUUGAAGAAGCGUCUCAGUUAAUUAUCAUACCAAACCACUGUCAGAUAUAAAUGUAAAGUUUUUUUUUUC
Messenger RNA from Humulus lupulus (European hop), 2017 nucleotides. RefSeq names its product cytochrome P450 77A1. Gene Ontology annotation, molecular function: iron ion binding; oxidoreductase activity, acting on paired donors, with incorporation or reduction of molecular oxygen, NAD(P)H as one donor, and incorporation of one atom of oxygen; heme binding. The coding region runs from base 102 to 1631 and encodes 509 amino acids. Gene Ontology annotation, cellular component: membrane. The record is from RefSeq and is a predicted model, not a curated record. NCBI's taxonomy places the organism in Eukaryota, Viridiplantae, Streptophyta, Magnoliopsida, Rosales, Cannabaceae. The transcript has a single exon.